AUGCAGCCCAACAAUGACCUUCUCCUCAAAUCUUUGCGGGUAUUCUUCAAUGAGCCGAGCAACGCCAACGCCUUCUUAGACGUCCUGCAGGCUCGCAAUGGGAAUCCCUCCUUGCGCCUUUUUGAUUGGCUCGUUACUUCUUGGGUCAAGCACCGCACGGUCUUCCAUUCGAUCGACUCCAAAGGGGUCAGGAGGGUGAUGAACCUCUCGACUUCCUAUCGAUCCCAGCUCAAGAGCUUCAACAAGGGCCGCUUCGACCCGUUCUGCCGUCGCGACCGGAUUGUAUUUCCCGUUCGAGACACCAGAGCCGUUCCCUCGGCCCCGUCGUCUGUAGUCCGCGACGGCGUUGAGACGCGAAAGGUCCGAGGAGAGUCGAGAGGCCUGCACGAGCCCAACGAAGCAGAGCUAACGGAGCCGGUCGGCGACGACGAGGUCGUUCAUCAAUUGGUGACCACCGUCGGCCAAAUCAAUUUUUUCAGGUGGUGCAUCACCAACGACGUGCUGGCUUACGCGAGGCAGCACAAGGACGAGAUAGAUUCCGACAUGGUGUCCAGUGCCAAAUCCAGAGAGAUGCGCGUCAAGGCCAAAUCAGUUGCGGCACGAGCGCGAGCAAUAACCCUGGGAUGGUCCACGAGCAACGACUCGAUCCCUCUCUUUCCCCCAACGGAGCUGAGAGUUUGGAUGCAACGGGUUCCCAUUCAGAUUGGAAACACAAACGCACUUUAUGGUGAUACUGAAAUUGUUGGCAGCAACUGGCUGAGAACCGGAACAAUGCAAAACAUGCCCGAUCGAAACAACCUUGACGACUUUGUUUACUUUCAGCACGAGGUGGACCUCCAGAGAAACAGGAAGAUACCCCGGCUAUACCACAAAAACGCUGUGGCCUCACUCAAGACAGUGAACAAGCACCCGUUCACCAACCGCAAUAUCAACCCGAAGAACAUGAGGACCUUUGAGCGGGCCAAUAAUCGGUGA
This is a messenger RNA of Klebsormidium nitens, 975 nucleotides long. The record is from the annotation of a GenBank genome assembly. NCBI's taxonomy places the organism in Eukaryota, Viridiplantae, Streptophyta, Klebsormidiophyceae, Klebsormidiales, Klebsormidiaceae.